Molecule: messenger RNA, 4220 nt
Organism: Perca flavescens (yellow perch)
Lineage: Eukaryota; Metazoa; Chordata; Actinopteri; Perciformes; Percidae
Gene: erc2
Product: ELKS/RAB6-interacting/CAST family member 2
Biological process (GO): maintenance of presynaptic active zone structure; neuromuscular synaptic transmission; regulation of synaptic plasticity
Cellular component (GO): cytoskeleton of presynaptic active zone
Molecular function (GO): structural constituent of presynaptic active zone
Source: RefSeq, a predicted model, not a curated record
GCCAGCUGCCACUUGCAGUAGUGGUGAUGCUGCUCCCUGGUGUGUAGAGGAGGAGAGAGAGCGUGUCCGCUGCCCAAUGACAGGGCAGGAUGCUGAGAGAGGCUGCUCGGGUGAAUGGAGGCGACACGAUGCCGUCUAAAGCGGUGAAGGAAAGGAAUUAACAUCGAUCAAGAUCUGAUUUUGAUGUGCUCCACCCUUUAGGGCAUGAAAUAAGUCACCCAUGUGCGGUACAAAGGGUCAGAGCAGUCUCAUUUCAGCACGCUCCCGUUAAGGACCCUCUGGUGGCUACGCCGCUGAUUCACAGGACAUGUACGGCAGUGCCAGAGCUGUAGGCCAUAUAGAGAGCAGCCCCGCACGGUCCCCGCGCCUGCCAAGGUCCCCCAGACUGGGCCAUCGGAGGGCCAACAGCGGGGGCGGGGGUGGUGCGGGGGGAAAAACGCUCUCCAUGGAGAACAUCCAGUCACUCAACGCUGCCUAUGCUACUUCCGGGCCCAUGUACCUGAGUGACCACGAAGGUGUGGGCUCCACUGCCACCUACCCAAAAAGCACUAUGACUCUGGGUCGCGCCACCAACCGGGCCAUGUAUGGGGGCCGCGUCACAGCCAUGGGCAGCAGUCCAAAUAUUGCUUCAGUGGGGCUGCCCCAUGGUGACCUUCUGUCUUACAGUGACCUGGGCUCCCUCUCCAUGCUGCACCACCACCACCACCACCAGGGCGUGCCCUCCGCACUGCUGAGGCAGGCGGUGCGGGGCAGUGGGGGGGAGCUGCUGGAGAUGCAGGUCCAGCUCAGGGAUAUGCAGAGGGAGAAUGAGCUGCUGCGCCGGGAGCUUGACUUGAAGGACAGCAAGUUGGGAUCUUCCACAAACAGCAUCAAGAGCUUCUGGAGUCCUGAGCUGAAAAAGGAGAGGAUAAUGAGAAAAGAAGAGGCAGCUCGCACAUCAAUCCUUAAAGAGCAGAUGAGAGUCACUCAUGAGGAGAAUCAGCAUCUCCAGAUGACCAUCCAGGCUCUGCAAGAUGAGCUGCGAACACAGCGAGACCUAAACCACCUGCUGCAGCAGGAGGGCGGCAACCGCUCUGCUUCGGACCACUUCACCACUAUUGAGCUGACGGAGGAGAACUUCCGUCGGCUGCAAGCCGAACACGACAGGCAGGCCAAGGAGCUCUUCUUGCUGAGAAAGACCCUUGAGGAGAUGGAGCUGAGGAUCGAGACCCAGAAACAGACACUAGGUGCCAGGGAUGAGUCCAUUAAGAAGCUGCUGGAAAUGCUGCAGAGUAAAGGGCUGCCCCCCGGGCCGGGCAGGGUGUCUGAGGAGGAGGAGCAGGAGAGAGCCAGGCGCAUUGCUGAGGCAGAGGCCCAGCUUGGACACUUGGAGGUCAUUCUGGAUCAAAAGGAGAAGGAGAACAUCCAUCUGCGAGAGGAACUGCACAGAAGAAAUCAGCUGCAUCAGGAUCCAAGCAAAACUAAGGCCCUGCAGACCAUCAUAGAAAUGAAAGACACCAAAAUUGCCUCUCUGGAGCGCAACAUUCGGGAUCUGGAGGAUGAGAUCCAAAUGCUGAAGGCGAACGGCUUACUGAACACGGAGGACAGAGAGGAGGAGAUCAAACAGAUGGAGGUCUAUAAGAACCACUCUAAGUUUAUGAAGAACAAGAUUGACCAGCUGAAGCAGGAGUUGUCAAAGAAGGAGUCAGAGCUGCUGGCUCUGCAGACAAAACUAGAGACCCUCAACAACCAGAACUCCGACUGCAAACAGCAUAUUGAGGUGCUCAAAGAGUCUCUCACUGCCAAGGAGCAACGUGCUGCCAUCCUUCAAACAGAGGUGGAUGCUCUACGUCUGCGACUGGAGGAGAAAGAAUCCUUCCUAAACAAGAAAACCAAGCAGCUGCAGGACUUGACGGAAGAGAAGGGCACUCUCGCUGGAGAAAUCAGGGACAUGAAGGACAUGCUGGAGGUCAAAGAAAGGAAGAUCAAUGUCCUGCAGAAGAAGAUUGAGAACCUGCAGGAGCAGCUGCGGGACAAGGACAAGCAACUUGGGAACCUGAAGGAUAGGGUUAAGUCUCUGCAGACCGACUCCAGUAACACAGACACUGCCCUGGCCACCCUGGAGGAGGCUCUGUCAGAGAAGGAGAGGAUAAUAGAGCGUUUAAAGGCAAGGGAAAGGGAAGACAGAGAACGUCUUGAAGAAGUGGAGUCCUAUAAGAAGGACAACAAGGACCUGAAGGAGAAGGUCAACAGCCUGCAGAUAGAAUUAACAGAGAAAGAGUCCAGUCUCAUCGAUUUAAAAGAACAUGCUUCCUCCCUGGCAUCCUCUGGCCUCAAGAAGGAUUCAAAGCUCAAGUCACUGGAGAUCGCCAUUGAGCAAAAAAAAGAGGAGUGUAGUAAGUUGGAGACGCAGUUGCAGAAGGCCCAUGAGGUGGAGCUGCAGUCCGGCCCCAGAGGGAACCCGGAGUACGUGGACCGAGUGAAGUUGCUGGAGAAGGAGGUGAGCUACUACAAGGACGAGGCCAACAAGGCUCAGACGGAGGUGGAGAGACUCCUGGACAUCCUGCGAGAGGUGGAGACCGAAAAGAAUGACAAGGACAAGAAGAUCGCUGAGUUGGAAAGACAAGGAGGCAAAGACCUGACUAAGAAGGGUCCAAAUAUCAAACUGGGACCACAAGGCGAAAAGAAAGGCUUAGGACAAGACCCUCGUAAGGACAGCUCCAUGGACAGUGGCCACCACGUAAAGUUGGAAGAGCUGAUGAACACGCUGGAAAGGACAAGGCAGGAGCUGGAUUCCACCAAGCAGCGUCUCUCCUCCACACAGCAGUCGCUGCAGGAGAGGGACGGCCACCUCACCAACAUGAGACAGGAGCGCAGGAAACAGCUGGAGGAGAUACUGGAGAUGAAGCAACAAGCUCUGCUGGCAGCCAUCAGUGAGAAAGAUGCUAAUAUUGCACUGCUGGAACUGUCGGCCUCCAAUAAAAAGAAGACCCAGGAGGAGGUGCUGGCCCUCAAGAGGGAGCGGGACAAACUGAUGCACCAGCUCAAACAACACACACAAAGCAGAAUGAAGCUGAUAGCCGACAACUACGAAGAUGAGCAAUAUCAUCCACACGGUCCUCACCACUCCCAGCCUCAGCCUCCGCAUGCUCAGCCUCAACCUCAGCCCCAGCCCCAGCCCCAGCCCCAGCCCCAGCCCCAGCCCCAGCCGCACACCCACAGCACCCGCAGCACCCACAGGCCCCCCAACAGCACCCACACCCACAGCAGCCACAACCCCAGUACCCUCACCCACAGCACCCCCAGCAGCACGCUCAGCACCCCCAACCACCUCCCCAGCACCAACAGCACCCACGGCCCCCACAGCCCCAACACCCUCACCAACAGCACCCGCAGCAUCCUCCACAGCACCCACAUGCACAUCCCCCUCCGCAACACCCUCACCCUCAGCACCCACACGGCGCUCCCCAACAAGGACCCCACCCCCAACAUCCACAUCCCCAGCACCCUCAACACCCUCAACACCCUCAGCACCCUCAGCACCCACAGCACCCGCACCAUGGCCAACAUCCACGUCACCCAUCGCCCCAUCAUCGUGGAGGGCCGGCCAGAGGGCCCCCACAUGGUGGUCACCGCCCUGCCCAGGACCAGGAUGACGAUGAGGGCAUUUGGGCAUAAUCUUCGCUGUGACAACCAAAGCUCUAAUAUUGUUUUGAGGGAUGAUUCAGUCACUACAGGAGGAGCACAGCCAUGCCAUGAUGUUGAAACACUACAAUACCCGGGCAAACAUAUAUUACCUCCACUCAAUCAACACUCAGCAAUGGGACCUUUAGUUUAUUUUCCGGGGGAAAGGAGGGUGCACUCAGGUGUCCAGGUCUUGCGGGGAGACUGACAGCUGAGCAGGAUCACAGAUACGGGACUUAAUUGGAAGGAAAGGGACAGAUGUUGAUGCCGAUGGAGAGACAGAUGUAUCAGAUUCUUGCUUGGACAGGGAAUGCGAUCAACAAGGCAGCCCUGCAUCAGAGCUCUCACACAGGAAACUUCAACUGUCUGUCACCAGCUCAACACUGCACCUCUUCAGGCCAACAAUGCCCUCUUGAUCCUCCCAGCAGAGAUCUCCCGACAGUCUGCCAGCCCAGUAUUUGUUCCUCUUCCUUCUUCCAGUAAUUGAUUCAAGAUCAUGGUUGUCUUGCUAUAUGUCUCAUCUGCCUGACUGACUCCUCUGGCUGUGUUUUGGCCCC